AACAAAAUGUCAAAAAGUAUUCCUUUAUGUUUACAUUUGAGUUUUGAACAGAUCCGCACCGAACUUAUAAAAUUAACUCAAAAAUGGAUUCGAAUCCCUUACAAAUUCAAGAUCUUAGUAAUCCUACGCCUUGCACAAGCGUUGCUCCGGAUUUAGGCUAUGUGACGAUAAGCGGGGAUGAACCGAAUGCUGCUCCAUUCGUUAGCACCGGCUUGGCAUCGGAAUCCCCAGCUUUUCGACAGUGGAAGGACAUUUCAACCGAGUUUUUCAGCUGCGUCAAAGAGCUAAAGUUGGGCGAGUUAAUACACGAUAACAUGUUCGGUUUGUUCGAUGCAAUGUCCGCUAUCGAAAUGAUGGACCCGAAAAUGGAUGCUGGAAUGUGUUGCAAUAAAGAAACCACACCGUUGAACUUUCAGACUGCGGUUGAGAGUGGAAAAAUGAAGUUGACUAAUUUGGACAGUCGGGAGUGUAUCGGAAUAAUCGAUGCCGUUUAUUCGUGCUCGGUGUCUUGGCUGGAAGGUCACUCGAUGGCACAAACGGUGCUAACCUGUUUGUAUCUGCAUCAUCCCGAUCAGAUUGAGGAUAAAUCGAUGAAGGCAUUUGCUUGUGCCGUUCACAAACUGGUCAAUUUAAUUCGCAAUUUUAUACUGAGAGCCAGAGUAUAUGAGGAGGAAGAUUUUCAACCUAGUACCUACGGGUACGAUCUGUGCGUAGAAAUGACGGAAACCAAGGUGUGCAAUAUGUUAAAAGGUGCCGAAGAGGACUGGAUUCGGAAAGUGAAGGAUGUCGAGAGUGAUAAGGAAAAGGAAGAGAUAAAUGCUUUAAUAUGUCGUUUGAAAUUUACUCGUUUGCUUCUACAAUGUCUGGUUGCGUUGUAUCCCACUAAGCAGAAUUCUACAUGGAAUGCCACAAAUGCAAGCGCGAACUUGGUAACUAACGUGUCUCCCAAUAAAACAGAAAUGAUUGAUAUUGUGAAAACCUUGAACGGAGCUCUUGAGUUAACGCAGAUUAUGGAGAGGACGAUCGAGUUUGGAACGCAAACGGAACCGGGCUCCGACGCUCCAAAUCCGAUGGGGUUUUCAAUGAUGGUCAAUCAAAGAUUGUUGCCACCCACUUUUCCUCGGUACACAAAGAUAAAAGAUCGCUCAACCUGCAUUCAGUAUCUGGCUGAGUUGAUCCAGCGACUGAAGCAUGCGUGCAAAAUAGUUCACUGCACCAAUUACCACAACGCACUGAACUUUUUCAUGGACUUCAGCAAAAAAUUUGGCCCCUGUUUGCUAUCGCGUAGCAUCCUACAGACUCUGUACCUCCCAUCACACGAUAUGGUAUUUGGCACGAGAAAACUCACUGAAGUGCUGAAAGAGUCGGCAAAGGCUUUCAUCGCUCCACCCGUAUUGCUUUCAGACAAUCCACUUUCCACGAACACUAAUGCCUGCAACUGUGUGGAUUCCUUCUUCGCGUACAACGAGCACACCUUCAGUGUACUGUUCGAAAUAUGUGGCUACAAUCGUGCUCGCCAGCGGGACAAACUAGGAAUCAUGCUGUCUAACUUUGCCAAUCUGCAAGAUGAAGCCGAACGGGUUGAUGCGUAUCUGCAUUCGCUCUCGAUGAAGAACGAAAAUCCUCGCCAACAUUUGGCGUGUUUCGGAACGUGGGUACUGUACCACUGCUUACGCGCUAUGUCCUUUUUCUUGCUAUCGGGUCUUGAGUUGGAACUGUACUCGGUUCACGAGUAUCUGUACAUUUUCUGGUAUCUGUACCAGUUUCUUUUUGGUUGGAUUGUAUCGGCUCUAACGCGUGCGGAUACAUUUCUGGUGGAGCAGGAUUACGCGGUAGAUCCAAAGGGAGCAAAGGGCAAUCAGAAAAAACCAAAGGUUAAGAAACGCAAGGGGAAGACGGACGCGAAAGAAAUAAUAUUUAAUCAAGCUAUGCAAAACAUGUGCGGAGGCUACUACAAAGCUCUCGGAGGUUUUAUCGGUGAGGAAAGGAUACCGGAACCACUGCCAAUGUUCGACAAUGAAAAAGUUCGCUUCGAGCAUCGUUUUGCCCCGUUUGCAACCCUGUCUACUCCGCCGCCAAUGGCGUAUUCCGAUUUUAAGCUGAUGAAGUCUUACUUGCUCAAAUCACCGGCGGAAGAACUGUAUGCAUCGGCGGCAAAACACUUCCACGAAGCUCGCGUCCUGCUAGAAUCUUAUCCGAACCCGGAUGAAGAGUGGCACGAGAUUGUGAAAGUGGCCAAAACGAAUUUCGUCAUGAUGAAUUUGCUCGCGACCGGUCUAAAUCGUCAGUCCAAGGCGCCACCAGAGUUUGACUUUUCUUGUCAUCGGUAUUUUCCCAUCAUAAGAAACAGGAAGUAGGUGUUUAGUUUAGUUCUUAUGGUUAAAUUGUUGUUUGGAUACUAAAGUGUGUAAAAAACUGUGGUUGUUUGUGUGUAUUCAUAGCUCGAACAGUAUUCAUGAUCAUUUGAGGCGUACAAUAAAGCAACUUCGGCUACAUGAAA
Messenger RNA from Topomyia yanbarensis, 2500 nucleotides. It is a transcript of the gene Naa35, whose product is annotated as N-alpha-acetyltransferase 35, NatC auxiliary subunit. Gene Ontology annotation, cellular component: NatC complex. The coding region runs from base 84 to 2357 and encodes 757 amino acids. Lineage: Eukaryota; Metazoa; Arthropoda; Insecta; Diptera; Culicidae. Gene Ontology annotation, biological process: N-terminal peptidyl-methionine acetylation. The transcript has 10 exons. The record is from RefSeq and is a predicted model, not a curated record.